ACAAAUUGUCAGGGAAAUAUUUACGGACGCAAAAGAAAAUAUUGAUAAAAAAAAAGUAUAAUGGACGACAUACGCAGCAGCUUAGACAACAUCAUGGAGCGCUUCAACGAUAGCAUAACACACUCGGCGCCAAAGAAGCUCAGCUUCGACCGGCUCUCCAUGUCCUUCACCGAAGACUCCGUCAGAGUGCCCAAGAAGCGACGCAUCGACAACAGCCUGGACAAUAGUUCGCACAAUGUCAGCUUCAAUUUGAGUUGCACAUCGCAGAACAACUCGUUCAAUGAUCCAAUGGGUCCUUGGCAGACGCGCAAAUUGCGCGCCGAAUUAAUUGAGACAAAUGCGAUAAUUUCGCAGCUGCAGGAGCAACUCGGUCAGCAAACCAAGGAGCAACGUGCUCAGCUCGAGCUGGCCGAGAGUAAAUCUGAGGCGUUGAAAAGACAAUGCGAUUACACAAGUGCCCGUCUGCUGGAGAUGGAGCAGCAGCUGAAGGUGCUGCACAAGCGGGAACAUACCGCCCGGCAGGAGGCGAAUACUGCCUGUGCUGAGCUCGCCCAGCAGCGCACCAAAUACGAGACGGCGCUGAACCGUGCGGAGCAGGAGAAACUGCAGCGCGAGGAGGAUGCACGCCAAGUGCAGCAUUGCAUCAGCAACGAGCUGGGCGAAUACAAGCGGAUCAGCGAACGUGCCGAACUCCAAUUGCAGGCCACCCAAACCGAACUGGAACGCAUACGUGUGCGUCACGAUGAGUACAAGGCGAGUGCCGCCAAAUACGAACAACUCCACGCGGAUUAUCAGUUGCAGGAGCAGAGUCUCAGUACUGCAAAUGCCCGCAUCAAGGAGCUGGAAUAUGAAAUCGAAUCCUAUGCCGACUGGAAAGAGGUAACCAAAACGUCGCAAGCUCGCCUGCUUAGCGUGCCCGAACUACAAGCGGAGGUGGAUCGCCUGCGUACGCACAACAAGCACCUGAACACGCUGAUUGGGGAAAAGCUGCUGCUCGAGGAGCAGGUGCACGACUACAAGACGCGGCUGGAUCGAGAGGAGGGCGCCCGAGCCGAGGCGGCGGCGUUGCAGGUGAAGCUGACGCAUGUGGAGCAAGAGCUCAAGGAGUGGGUGAAAGUCGCCCAGGAUCAUUGCCUGGCCAAUACGCUGGUCAGCCCCAUGGCGCUGCGCACACGCAUCGAGCAACUGCUCCAGGCGGACAUAAUACGCGCCGCCGAAAAAGGCCACUCAGAAUCGGAGGCAAAACAGCUGCAGUCGAAGCUGCGCGAGCUGGAGCAAAAGUGUGCCGUUUAUCUGAAGAACUUUGAUGACAUGAACAUCGUGCUGAAGCGCCACAAGAGUCUGCGGGAGCGUUUGCAGCGCAAGCUGAUGAUUGUCUGCAAGGAGCGUGAUUUCUACAAACAGCUGCUGGAGAACUUUGACAAGGAUCUGACGAAUUCGACAAAUGCCACGCACACAGCGGACAUGACAAACGAUAUGCAGAUACGCUAUCGUGUUGAGGUGCUCGAGCGCACCCUGACCGGCUACAAGGAGAUGUGCUCCACUCUGGAGCGUGAGAUGCAAGCGAUGCGUCAGCAUGAAUCGCUCAGCGAUCCGACGCCGGGUGAGUUUGGCUACGAGAGCGUUAAAAAGGAGCUGGACACGCUGCGCAUGGAGAACGAACGUUUGCGACGACGCAAGGAUGAGCUCGAAUUGGAGCUGGAGCAUCGUUGUCUGCGCGGCGACUUCAACAUGGGCAACUACAAGGUGCUGCAUCUCACUGAGAAUCCAGCGGCCGAUGCAUACGAGGCCACCAAGAACAUUGUCGAGAAACUUCAAGCAGAGAUUGAGCGAUUGAAGCGUCGCAAUCGGAAACUGGAGGAGGAGAGCAACGAGCAGACGCAGUCACGUUUCAAUGAGACAUGCAGCUCGGGUGGCGCCGGCGGUGGCAUGACCAUGAACUUCAAGGAGUUCAAUCAGCUGCGCGCCGAACUGGAAUCGGCCAAUGGAAAAAUGAAGAAGAUGAAGGAGUGCUUCAAGGCGGCCAGCAAGGAGUUUCGCGAUGUCUGCUAUAUGCUGCUCGGCUAUAGAAUCGAUCGUGUCGGCCCCAACAGUCAUUAUCGGAUUUCCAGCAUGUAUGCGGAGAGUCCCGAUGACUAUCUAUCGAUCAGUGUGAAUGAGUCCAACUGUUUGGCUCUGUUGGAGUCGCCGUAUUCGCAGACCCUCAAACCGGCCAUCGAUCAGCAGCUGGCAGCCAAUAACUCAUUUCCCGCUUUCUUUGCCGCACUCACAUUGGAGCUCUUCCAGCGUGCCACAGUCACAAUUACCUAAAAAAGCAGCAGCAACAUUCACACACAAACACACUCAAGCAUAUUGUAUACUUAAUAUUAAUUUUCACACUUAGCUUAUAGACACAUAAAUACAUAGAAA
Messenger RNA from Drosophila grimshawi, 2409 nucleotides. It is a transcript of the gene Mad1, whose product is annotated as mitotic spindle assembly checkpoint protein MAD1. Gene Ontology annotation, biological process: mitotic spindle assembly checkpoint signaling; attachment of mitotic spindle microtubules to kinetochore. Gene Ontology annotation, cellular component: kinetochore; nuclear envelope; mitotic spindle. The coding region runs from base 61 to 2310 and encodes 749 amino acids. The transcript is spliced from 4 exons. NCBI's taxonomy places the organism in Eukaryota, Metazoa, Arthropoda, Insecta, Diptera, Drosophilidae. The record is from RefSeq and is a predicted model, not a curated record.